CCUUUCAUCUCUUCGUUGGUCGACAUAGCGUCUGCUCACAACAGUACAUGGUAGUAAUAGUAGCAGUGCUAUGUACCACAGUUUCCCGACCCGACCACACAAGGACAAUAGACAAGCCAUGUAUGUCGGUAUUGCGAUACCGCGGUGCGGACUUUCACCUUACCCUUCAUCAUCCUCAGGGGUUUUGAGACGCGGUGACUUCAAUAGACACAUGACACCUUGCUUCCAGGAUCGAGCGUUUGGAUGAUUGCAUCCUCCACGAGCCUUCACGCCGCAUAUAAAGGUCCAAUUGCGAAAGCGUCGAUGCUGUUGCGUGCGAUGCCUCGUUCACCUCAGCUUGGUCUAUUUAUUUUGCAAGUGACUAUACGGCCACCCUGGCGCCACUUAUCCCCAAAAUGAAGUCUCGAGUCCCUGCUCUCGCUCUGGCGGCAGUGGGCAACGCGCUCAUCGCCUGGGCUGCUCCCGCUCAGAAAUCACUCGUCACCUCUUCUUUGCAAGCUGCAACUGCGGCAACACCAGACUACAUUAUUAUCGGGGGUGGGCUUGCGGGUCUGACGGUAGCCAACCGUCUGAGUGAGGACCCGAGCAUCAAUGUGCUCGUCAUCGAAGCUGGUGGUGACAACCGCACUUCAGUCAUGAUCAACACGGUCAGUACCUAUUCUGAGGCUUUCGGUACUAGCCUAGACUGGGACUGGCAGACAACGCAGCAAGUAGGAGGGUCUACCAAAAACAUCAAAGGUGGAAAGACCCUCGGCGGCUCCAGCUCGAUCAAUGGCGCCGCCUGGACUCGUGGCGCAACGGAGCAAUACGAUGCUUUGGAACAGCUCGGCAACGAAGGCUCGCUCCAGCCGUACUUUGUCAAGUCCGAGCACUUCUAUUCGCCCAACGAAGCUCAAAAAGCCCUAGGAGCAGGAAUGGCAAACAACGUGCACGGUACAUCAGGCCCGAUUUCUGCCUCAUAUACUCCAGCAAAUAGCGGCAAUCAGCGCAGGAUGUACACUGACGCCUACGGUGACAAGUUUUUGCAAGCUGCGAGCAAUGCUCUCGGCCUAAGGCAUAUCACUGACAUCUGCAACGGAGAUAUUCACGGCACGGGGGCCACGACGCCAAAUUCGAUCACCCCAUCCUCUCAAGUGCAGCAGCUCCGCUCGAGCGCAGCCACCGGGUACAUCUCGCCUAUCGAAUACAGCCGCAGCAACAUCAAGGUGCUUGUUGGCUGGCGUGGAGUGAAGGCGCUGUUCCAGGAUGCUCAGAACCCUACACGCGUCACCGGUGCCGUGCUGCAACAGAGCAAAAAUGGAGCCCAGCAAAAUGUAACCGCCAAAAAAGCGGUCAUCGUUGCCGCUGGCGCCAUCCGCUCGCCUCAGUUCCUGGAGCUUAGCGGCAUCGGAGACUCAAAUAUCAUCGAGCCACUUGGCAUCAAGACCGUCGUCGAUCUCAAGGGUGUCGGACGCAAUCUUCAGGAUCAGACAAUGAACACCAUUGGCGCCGCGAUUAAGUCCGACUUUCAGGGUUCUGGGCCUUCAUCCACGAUUGCGUACCCCACCAUCUGGCAACUCUUCUCGAACGCAAGCGCGGUCAAGACUCACUUGGAGAAAAAUUACGACACGUACGCCGCUCAGAUUGUCGCCGCAGGCGGUGCCGUCAGCGCAGACGCGGUCAAGGCGCAGUGGAAGAUCCAAACCGACCUGCUGUGGAAUAAGAACACUUCUGCUUCCGAGCUCUUCGCCGACCACGGCUUUCCAUCAGGCCAAUUCGGGCAAGACACAUGGCCCCUCCUGGUGUACUCGCGCGGCAGCGUUCACAUCAGUGAGAACAAUGCUUUCCAUCAUGCUUCCGUCGACCCGGGGUAUUACAGGCUCCCCAUCGACAUGGACGUGAACGUUGCGACCCUACGCACUGCAAGGAGGCUGUACCAAACCUCACCCCUCCAGGAAACCCUCAACAGCGAGCAAGUACCCGGCUUUGGCAAGGUUCCGAACAGUGGCCAGUAUGGCUCCUAUGCCGACUGGCAAAAGUGGAUCUUGAAAGGCUAUGUGCCCGUUUCGCACCAGCUCGGUACCUGCCAGAUGGCACCGCAGAGCCUCGGCGGCGUCGUCGACAGCUCAGGGCGCGUCUACGGUGUCGACGCCGGGUCUCUCCGCGUCGUCGAUGCCAGCAUCCUUCCGAUGCAAUUUUCAGCCCAUCUGUCUUCUUCUCUCUACGCCAUCGCCGAGAAGUUCGCAGAUUCCAUAAAGAACAGUAGCUAGAGUCGGUAUUUGCAGCACAUUUCCCACUAGUUUCGAAUCCUACACUCUUGAAUAUGUAGCCAUACACCCAAUGUAGCGAUAUUAGCAUUGC
Tilletiaria anomala UBC 951 is the source of this 2340-nucleotide messenger RNA. RefSeq names its product GMC oxidoreductase. The transcript is spliced from 6 exons. Gene Ontology annotation, molecular function: flavin adenine dinucleotide binding; oxidoreductase activity, acting on CH-OH group of donors. The coding region runs from base 396 to 2249 and encodes 617 amino acids. The record is from RefSeq and is a predicted model, not a curated record. NCBI's taxonomy places the organism in Eukaryota, Fungi, Basidiomycota, Exobasidiomycetes, Georgefischeriales, Tilletiariaceae.